AUGAAGAAUCUAGGAGUUUUUCUCUGCAUCGCUUUCAUCAAGAUCGUUACAUCACAAGUAAUUUCGUACGUGCCAAGAAAUGCCAUAGCCAAUCCAGGUCUUCUAGCAGCGAAUCAACAAAAUGCCAUGGCUGCAAAUGCUAUGGCCGCAAAUGCCAUGGCAGCGAACGCUAUGGCAGCGAAUGCCAAUAGCUAUAGAGUAGUUCCUAGCAAUGCCAUCACUGUCUCGAAACCGCCUCAAAAUAACAUUAUCACGAAUAUACCAGCCACCCAAGCCGCAGCAGCUAAUGCAAAUAUUGCAAAUGCUCAAGCUGCAAAUGCCGCAAUGGCCAAUGUAUUGAAUGAAAAUGCUGCCUUGGCUGCUAGUAGGCAGGAACUUACUGGGACAGUGACUAACGCUGAUUUAGCAAACAUAGCAAGUUCCACAUUCGCUGGAACCAAUCCCAAUUUAGCAGCAUUGGCAAGUAUGGCAAAUAUUAAUGGUAAUAUUGCUACAUUUAACUUCGGGAAUGACGGCCAUGGAUUUACUGUGACCAGUGGAUCACCUGGAAACCAAGGAUUUGGCAUCCAGGUGUUGGCUGAUGCUCUGGAAGUUGGCGGAACCGUUGCUGUAAAUGGCCAGAUCCCGAUAUUUGGUGCGGUGGCAUUGAACGGCAAUCUGCCGACCGAUGGUUCUGCAUCUGUAAAUUACAGCUGUGGAAGGCAGGCGUCUGCACCUGUACCAGAAUAA
Messenger RNA from Danaus chrysippus (African queen), 729 nucleotides. Lineage: Eukaryota; Metazoa; Arthropoda; Insecta; Lepidoptera; Nymphalidae. The record is from the annotation of a GenBank genome assembly.